AUGUUGCCCAGGAUUAAAACUUGGGCACUGUCCUUUGGACGUCUUAUACAGUCCAGUGGACCGAAAGAACUCAAGCCAAAUGCCGUCUCGCGGCCUUUGGUUAACCAGCGUCAACUAUUUGAACUACCACAAAAGUCUCCAUCGCAAGCUACUCAACGAUUUCAGACAUAUGAAGAAGUUUGGCUUCGCGAAUUUUUUUCAAAGAAUUUCCCAGUUGUUAAAACGUUCUCGCCGUUACCUGCUCCUACUUGGGUUAGGUGUAGCAAACUUGCUACUAGUAAGCUUUUGUUUGGUGGGAGUAAUAGAAUCUUUGUAGCAAACAAACCAGUCUUUGAAAGGAAUCUUCCUGGGUUUGGAUUUCAACGUAAUUUUUGUUCGGCUCCUAGAGCGGCUGCUCAUUUCGCUAAUACUGGAGGAAUUAUGUCGCAACUUGCUGGCAAGUCAUUUACUGUUGCGGCAAAUAAGACCAAUAUUUCUUCUUUACAACACGAAGCACAUAAGAAUAACGAAAUAUCACAGCUUUUUAACAAGUCAUUUACUGUUGUGGCAAAUAAGACCAAUAUUUCUUCUUUGCAACACGAAAGACAUAAUAAGAACGAGAAACCGCAAAUUGUAAACCCUAGUAAAAUUGUCAGCUCUACUACUGCUACUACGGCUAAAAAGACCGAAUUUCUUCAACCGUUCUCACAAACUAAAUCUGCUGUUAUCAAGCACGUCUGUCUAACAAAAGAGACCGUCAAAAACCCCAAAUGUGGCACAAUGGCAAAGCAAACAUUAAAAGAGAAAAUCACUCCUAUUGAUGAUAAUGUUCAAAUUUACAUGUCGCUCAAUGUUGCCUUGACUUCUGGGAAAUUUAUUUUCAGCAACAAUUCCAUUAAAAAGAAUUCGGUGCUCGAUUCUUCAUUUAUUCAAAAUUUUGAUGAUAUUGUCAAAAGACAACAUCAGGUGAUUUUAGAUACAUUGGAAAAGUUGUCAAGAUUGAAUAAAAUUCUUGAUAUUCAAUUCUUGGAUUUCGAAUUACGUGUUGUAUUUCCUCGUGGUAUGGAUAUCAAAAAAGUUCAAGAAUUGUUGAAAAAUUUGGGAAUCGAUCUUGAAAAUCCGGUCUUUUCCUUGGGCUUAAACAAUAAUGUAGCAAAACCACUCGAUAAUAUUAACCAAAGUUCGAACAAUAAUUCUGCGCAAACC
Messenger RNA from Ambispora gerdemannii, 1185 nucleotides. The record is from the annotation of a GenBank genome assembly. NCBI's taxonomy places the organism in Eukaryota, Fungi, Glomeromycota, Glomeromycetes, Archaeosporales, Ambisporaceae.